CAAAAAACCUUCCGUAUGUUACUACUGCGUUCACGUUCGCGAAACGACUGCACGACCUAUUCAUGCGUAUAUAUUUCCAAUCUGGACAAGAAAAUUGCCUAAGCACAACACUCGGUUGUUCAUUUACAUCUCAAAAUGCUGCGCCCACCCACUGUCGAACUCUUUAUGUUUUCGGUCUUGGCCUAUUGUGCUGUGGCCAUCUUGAUAUGGGAUAUCAUUAUAUGUCUUAGGAGGGAGUAUUUGUCAAUUUGGAAACGGAAAUGGUCCUUUACAAGUCUGCUAUACUCAUGGUGUCGGUACUUUCCCCUAGUUGCACAAACUAUCUGUAUUUCCCUCCCUCGUCCCAUUUACACAGGAACGAGUUUACGUCUGCUCUGCGGAAGAAUACAAUACUUUAGAGUCAUCAACUCUUCAAUAUCUCUCAUCACUCUCCAAUCUUGGUUAUUAUACAGAGCCUACAUCAUCUACAGCCGAAGUCGUGGAAGCCUUCUGAUGCUGAUGUUCAUACUGACAGUUUCCGUUGGUCUACAAAUUGCUGGAGCCGCGGUCACAAUGCAACAUGUGAAAUAUAGGCCCGGAUGUUCUGGAGAGACCGAGGUUUAUGCUGCCUUCCUCUUUGUCGCUGGAACCGCCAUUGCGCUUUUCACCUCGCUGACCGUAAGCGUUGUGGUGCUUGUCCGCGCUUUCAAAGCACCCGGAGGAUGGGCAGCUGGGAAGACUGUGACUCGCAUUAUGAUAAGGGACAAUGUCAUAACUCCCAUCCUCAUUAAUCUUGGUUUCAUACCUUGCGCAGUUUUGGGAUUGAAAACAGGCUUGCAGAAUAUUAUUGUUUGGGAAGUCGGCUUUAUAUACAUCAACCUCAUAUUAUCCUUAUUCGUUUGCAGAAUGAUUGUCAACGUUCGCGAAACAUUCGCCAAUGACAAAGAGAUGGUUCACACGGAGCUUACAGUCUUCCGUUCUUUCGAACUGCACGACACUUCGAUCACAACAACGUCAGCUGGGAUAUUAAAUAACUCCGUAUGCCAGUGUCACUCGGGAACCGACAGCUAGAUAAAAACAGAGGGAUGGGAUAUAUGGAGUACAGAAAAACUUGACACAAGGUUGCUUCAUGAUACUGUAACCUACUGAUCAUUACUGCCAGGCGGAACGUAGAUAGAUUUA
Messenger RNA from Marasmius oreades (fairy-ring Marasmius), 1161 nucleotides. RefSeq lists its product as uncharacterized. The record is from RefSeq and is a predicted model, not a curated record. The transcript is spliced from 9 exons. Lineage: Eukaryota; Fungi; Basidiomycota; Agaricomycetes; Agaricales; Marasmiaceae. Bases 136 to 1050 code for a protein of 304 amino acids.